AUGGAGAAGUGGGUGUCCUUCACGCGACCGGCGCCGGCGAGCAGGGACGGCAGGGCCUCGCCGACGAGCUCCAUCUCGGAGAGGGUGCGGCAGCACCACGCCAUGUGCACCUCGGGCACGGAAGCUCCUUCGGCGGCGGCGACGCACCAGUCCUGAGAUUGAGUGCGGGGGAGGAGGUUCAAGAAGCGGCGGGUCAGUGGAUGUGUGGACGAGCCAAGCCGAGAUGCGGCGUGUUUUCGUGCGGGCGAAAGGCGGUGGAUUAAAGGAUGCUUUGGACGAGUUAAGCCGAGAUAUGUCGUGUAUUUCGAAGGAAGGAAAUUUUGGAGAUGGCGGGUUAUGGAGGAGAUACAUGUAGACGAGUUAAACCGAGAUCGAUGAGACAGCAGCAGACUUCAUGGUUCGCCCGCCUCCGUCCCCGCCCCCACCCCCGCCCCAUACAAGACUACAUGGCCUUCUCGGAAUCUUCCCACUACCAUUGUCUGGUGUUUGUUCGGAAACCACUUUAGUAUCCCCUCCCCCCUCUAGACAUAAGUGGGUUGGCGCUGUUGGCAAAGCGCUGUAAAACACGCCACCCCAAAUAUAGCUCCCAUAGUAUGUGCUACCAAAUACGCGUGACGCAUGGACGAGUGGAGUGAGAGGAUUGCUGUUUACGGAAACCUCACAGUUUGGUUAAUGUAGGAGAUUGCCGGACACAUAGAUAUCGUGUUGAGCGAUUAUAGCUGUAUACUGAAACCUCAAGGGUUGAGUGAGGUUUGAGAUUGCCAGACACAUGGACGGGUUGAGUGGGGAUAGAUUCAUACUGAAACCCCACGGGUUGAGUGAUGUUGGAGUGCCGGACACAAGACGCAUUGAGUGAGGACAGACACAUACUGAACCUCACAGGUGAUUUGUGAUGGAGAUUGCCGGACAUAUAGACGUGUUGAGUGAGGAUAGCUGCAUACUGAAACCUCACAGAUGGAUUGUUUGCCAGACACAUAGACGCGUUGAGUGGGGACAGCUACAUAUUUACACCUUACGAGUUGAGUGAUGUUGGAUAGUGCCGACACAUAGACGCUUUGAGUGAGGAAAUACACACACUGAAACCUCACAGACAGGUGAUUUGUAUUGGAGAUUGCCGGACACAUAGACGUGUUGAGUGAAGAUAGCUACAUACUGAAACCUCACGAGUUGAGUGAUGUUGAAAAGUGCCAGACACAUAGACGCUUUGAGUGAGCAUAGCUGCAUAUUGAGACCUAACGGGUUAAGUGACGUUUGCGACUGCCGGACACAUAGACGCAUUGAGUGAAGAAAGCUGCAUACUGAAACCUCACAGGUUGAUUUGUAUUGGAGAUUUCCGGACCCAAAGACGCUGAGUGAGGAUAGCUGUAUACUGAAAAUCCACAGUAGCUAUAGUGAGGGGACAAUUCGAGAAAGCAGUACAGAUAGACCCGACCCCCA
Messenger RNA from Ectocarpus sp. CCAP 1310/34, 1437 nucleotides. Lineage: Eukaryota; Phaeophyceae; Ectocarpales; Ectocarpaceae. The record is from the annotation of a GenBank genome assembly.